Messenger RNA from Alosa alosa (allis shad), 4403 nucleotides. It is a transcript of the gene ankrd24, whose product is annotated as ankyrin repeat domain 24. The record is from RefSeq and is a predicted model, not a curated record. Gene Ontology annotation, molecular function: actin binding. The transcript has 22 exons. NCBI's taxonomy places the organism in Eukaryota, Metazoa, Chordata, Actinopteri, Clupeiformes, Clupeidae. The coding region runs from base 534 to 4064 and encodes 1176 amino acids.
GAGUCUGUGCGAGAAUGUCUGCUCGUCUUUAAAGGCUAGGAACCCGGUCAGUCUCCCAGGAUGUUUUUUAAGACAUUCUUAUUCCUGUGGACGGAAGCAAUUAAUUAGUCAGUCAGGAUGCAUGUUGGCGAAGAAUGGUCAGUCGAGCUAGUUUCACAAUGUAUAUGUCAGUGCUAAUAGCAAGAAGGGUAUUUAGGUUAUUUAUAAAUGAUUGUUGAAGGUCAUGUGUUUUGUCUGUGUUGAUUUUAAUUUGUUUGUCUUUUAACUACUGCUAAUUUUAGUUCACUUUUGGUGAUGAUUUAGAGACUGAGUACUUGAGAGCACAUGUCUGGAUUGCGUUCCUUAAGGGUAUGAGUAGGUCAGUGUCAGGGGACCAGGGUUCAGUGAGAGUCUGAGGUUACGUCUGUGCAGCUUCCGAGUGAAUGAGUGAGUGUGUGAGUGAGUCUGUAUGUUAUAUAUGUGUUCUUGUGUGUGUGUGUUGUGUGAUGUGUUGAGCACUACUGUGCACUACUGCUAUCUGUGCUCUCAGCUGUAUGGAUCAGGCCCUGUCCAGCCUGAUGAAGCGCUUCUGUGCGUGUCUUGCCCUGCUGGGGAGCCAGGACUGGAAUAAGACUGAUGAGAAGCUGCUGCAGGCCGUGGAGCAGAACGAGCCGGACAAAGUCUCAGCACUCAUCGUCAAGAAGGGCCUCAAUCCCUCCAAACUGGACGCAGAGGGGAAAUCAGCGUUUCAUUUGUGUGCCUCACGAGGUCGUGCAGACUGUUUGGAGGUCAUUAUCUCUCACGGAGUGGACAUCAACAUCACAGAUGGUGCUGGAUUUAAUGCUCUUCAUCUUGCUGCCAAGAAUGGCCAACCUGAGUGUCUUAAAAGACUUUUGCAGGAGAGAAUGCCGGUUGAUUCCACUGACACCAUUGGGAGGACUGCCCUUCACCAUGCAGCCAUCAGUGGGUGUCUGUCAUGCACUGAGACUUUGUGGGAUUUCAAGGCUUCGCUGGAUGCCCAGGAUGGGGAUGGGGCAACAGCACUGCUCCUGGGAGCACAGAUGAGCAGAGUGGACUUGUGUGCUUUCCUGCUAGACCGCGGAGCUAACGCUAACAUACAGGACCAGCAGGGCAGGUCAGCAUUGAUGAUAGCAUGUGAAAGUGACAGUGUGGAGACAGUAGAAGCGUUGCUUAGGGGUGGGGCCAACCCCCAGCAGACCGACGUCUUCGGGCGCGAUGCAUCGCACUAUGGCGUCGCCACAGGCAACCAGAGAAUCACACAGCUGCUGCAGAACGGGGGUAAGGGGACCGCAGCAGGUAAAUGGACGCAGCCCCCUGCUGCCCCUCCCCCUGUUCCGGGGGGAUCUAUGCCCCGCAAGAGGAAGGCCCCUCCCCCACCCCGCUCCCCUCUACAGGCUGCAGGUCUAGGCCUGGAGCCACAGGCCACCUCCACCCCAAAGCCGUCCCCUGGGGAGAACCCCCGACCCAGAGCCCGCUCCCCUGGGGAGAACCCCCGACCCAGAACCCGCUCCCCCGGGGAGAACCCUCGGGCUGCGCCCCGCUCCCCACGCUCCAGCCAGUCCCCCGACAAUCCCGCCAGCUCUCAGCAGCCCAACCUGGCUGAGGAUGAGGAGGUGUUUGAGGAGAUCCGUAGGCUGAGGCUUGAGAGGGGACGCCUGCUGCAGAAGAUUAAAGUUUUGGAGCAGCAGCAGCACAGCGCCCUCACUGCACUGGAGGAGCUGGCCAUGUUGCGGGCGCGUCUGGAGCAGGCGGAGGCUGAGCGAGAUCGUCUGCAGACUGAACUGGAGGAGCUGAGGGCAGCCCAGUCCGUCUGCCUCUUCAGCGACUCGGAGGAAUCAGACGGCAUGCUGGACUUCCCAGGAGCCGAAAAGCUCCUCUCCCGGCAGUCUAGGGCUGCAGAUGUGGAGCAGACCCAGGAGGAGGCCGCUGCAGCUGGGGAGGCCAACCCGGGGGAGCCUGGGGACGCGGCAGAGCUGCAGAAACAGGUGGAGGAGCUGACAGCUCAGAAUGCCGAGCUAGUGCUCAAAGUACAGAUGCUGGAGAUGUUUGAGAAGGAUGACACGAAUAUGGAGACCUCUGGGCCAGACUUUGUACCCACCGUGCUGUAUGAGUCCCUGAGGAAGGAGUAUGAGGAGCUGCAGGAAAAAUACUCUCGUGCCCAGGCUGCUGCUGAGGCCUCCAGCAUAGAUGAACCAGGGUCUGAGGGAAAACCGGAGGAGGUCAAGGAGCUGGGGGAGAAGACAGCAGAGGGGGAGUCAUCGAAAAAGGCUGAGGAGUCAACGGAUGGUGGAGGAGGAAGAGGAGGAGACGCAGAGGAGCGUGUGCGGAGCCUGGAGGUGCAGCUGGCGUCCACCCAGACCGAACUGAAGGAGCUGCGGGAGCAGGUGCAGGUGGGGGUGUUCUCCGUGGAGCAGACGGAGGCCGGGGGGGCAGGGCGGAGCAGCGGUCGGGAAGAGGGAGAGGGAGAGGGAGAGGGAGAGGGAGAGGCGGACGCCCAGCAGCUGAGGGAGAGGGUGAGACAGCUGGAACAGGAGCUGGGCAGCCUGCAGAGAGCCCUGGAGCAGGAGCGCAAGGCCAGCGCCGAGAGAAGGAGGGAUGAACGCAAAAAAGAAGAAGAAAAGACAAAACGAGAGGAGGAGGAGAGUGAGGCAGUGAGGAGGCUGAAAGAGCGUGUGAGGGAACUGGAGAAUAGACAGCAGGAGGAGGAGAAGAAGGAGGCGCGGAGCGGUGAGGGGGAGCUGACCCGCCACCUGCAGGCCCAGCUGGGCCAACUGGAAGCCCAGCUCAGGAGCAGCGUGCCACGGGCCGAGCUGGACGAGGUGCGGGUCACCAUGGGCUUGCAGCUGGACCAGCUGGCCCGCGAGAGGGCCCAGGUGGCCCUGCGCCUCAACGACGCCCUGCUGGACCUGGAGAGGCUCCGGCCGCCAGCGCCGCAUGGAGACGAGGAAGACGAGGAGGGAGAGGACGAGGACGAGCGGUCAGAGGAGUCCGAACGCUCCGAACGCUCCGAACGCUCAAUCAUCUCGGAGCACUCGUUGCGCGGUGCGGGCACCGGUCAGACGCUGGCAGCGGUGAGGGCGGAGCUGGAGGCGGCGCGGCAGGAGGCGUCCCAGGCGCUGGACUCGCUGUGGGCCGAGCGCGAGGGCCGGGCACAGGAUGCGCUGCGUCUGCAGGAUGCCGUGCCGCUGGUCCAGCACCAGGAGGCGCUCGUGGGCCUGUCCGAGCAACUGGCCCAGACGGCGGCCGAGCUGCAGAGGGAGGCGGCGCUCCGGUGCCAGGCCCAGGCCCAGGCCGCACGGCUACAGGAGCAACUGCAGGACGCUGAGCGGGACCUGGUCAGCAGGGAGGAGCACGAGAAGGUCAAGGCAGAGCUACAGCGUUCCGUGGUGGAGAGCGAGGGUAAAGCGCAGGCGGCACAGGAGGCGCUGAGCGAGAAGGAGACGGAGCUGAAGGAGCUCAAGUCCCAGAAGGCCAAGGAGCAGGGCCUGGUGUCGCAGGAGGACCACGAGGCCCAGCGUCUCUCGUUGCAGGCCGAGAUCAACGCCUUGACUGCACGCAUGGCCGACCUCCAGCGCAAGCACGAAAAGACCUGCACCGAGGUGUUCCAGGUGCAGCGGGAGGCUCUGUUCAACAAGAGCGAGCGGCAGGCUGCCGAGGCCCAGGUGGCUGCCGUGCAGAAGCAGCUGGAGGAGCUGCAGGCCCAGUCCAGCCACGUCCAGCAGCUGCACCAGGACAUCCAGCACUCACAGGGCCUCAUCAAGGAGAAGGACCGCAAGAUCACUGAGCUGUCUAAGGACGUUUUUCGUCUGAAGGAGGCUCUGGGUGCUCUGAGCCCUCCGCUGGGUGGUGUGCCUCCCCCUGGCAACCCUGGACAGCAGGUGGCGCUACAGAACCGUGUUUCUGCACUGACCCAGCAGCUGCAGGACUGUGAGCGCAAACACAAGACAGUGGUGGCCAUCUAUCGCUCUCAUCUGCUGGCCGCUGUACAGGGCCGCAUGGACGAGGAGGUGCAGGCUCUCCUACUCCAGAUCCUGAGGAUGUCCAGCAGAGACCAAAGCCACUGAGAAGCCAAAUAACCCCCUUCAUCAUGAACACACACCCUGUGACACACAAACAAGCUCACUCUACCAUGCAGCCGUUCCACCUGGGCCCGUGGGGGCCCUGCUGAUGAUGGCAGCUGCAUAUAAACCAUGCUGCUAAUAUGAUAUAAGAGUCCUGUGACUGAACUCAUUGAUUGUUAGCCUUAGCCUGUAUUUUGAUGGUGACAGAGAAAUAAAUAUACAAUUUAGCUGUAUUGAUUUUCAAGGCAUCAUCAAUAUAUUUUCUGUUUCUUGUGUGGGCUUAGAGGUUGCUUUUUUUGUACCUUAUUCUUUCAAUAAAUAAGGAGAGACGGUGUGCAGCUC